AUGGCAAAGAUCAAGAGGAAGGGCGAGUCUGGCGCGGCCAAGAAUUACGUCACUCGGUCAGCUGCUAUUCGAAAGCUGCAGAUCUCCCUGGCGGACUUCAGGCGGCUGUGCAUUCUGAAGGGUAUCUACCCCCGCGACCCGCUUCACAAGAAGAAGGCCAAUAAGGGCUCGACCGCCCCGACCUCGUUCUACUACACCAAGGACAUCCAGUACUUGCUGCACGAGCCGCUGCUCGACAAGUUCCGGGAGCACAAGGCGUUUGCGAAGAAGUUGGCGAGGGCGGUCGGGAGGCAAGAAUGGGGUUUGGCAAAGAAUUUGGAGGAUGCCAAGCCUGUGUUGAGGCUUGACCACCUUGUCAAGGAGAGAUACCCCACAUUCACCCUCGCGUUACAGGAUCUACAAGACCCGCUCAACCUCGUCCACCUCUUUUCCCGCCUCCCUACCAACCCCAUCCCCGGUAAAACCACCGUCCCCACCGACGCGAUCGCCGACUGCGCGCGGCUCAUCUCCGAGUGGAAGCUUUGGGCGAUCCGUACCCACUCCCUCCAGAAGGUCUUUCUCGGUAUCAAGGGCGUCUACUACGAGUGCGUCGUGCCUUCCAACGGGCAGGACGUCCGUGUGCGCUGGCUCGAGGGAUACGAGUUCCAGCAACACGUACCUACCGAUGUCGAUUUCCGUAUCCUCUUGACGUUCGUCGAGCUGUACCGGGUGCUGCUCGGCUUCACGCUGUUCAAGCUGUACAACGAGGAGAACCUGGUGUACCCCCCACCGCUCGACAAGGCGCUGGAGGAGAAGGGCGAGUCGGUCGGCGCGUACAAGCUGGUCCAGCAGAGUGCGGGGAUCAAGGCGGGCGAGGGGAGCGGAGUGAGCAAGAAGGCGGUCAAGCGGGCGAUCCACGGGAUGGCCACUGCGGGUGUAUCAGGCGAGGCGGAGGAGGAUGUCGACAUGGAUGAGGAUGCGGCGGUGGGAGAGCCGGCAACGGAAGAGCCAACCGAGGACUUUAUCGAGCGUCCAUCCAAGGACGCAACGGACGAUGUCGCCCCCGGAUCCCUUACCACCUACAACACCAUCAUCUCCUCUUCCUCCGCCACCGCUUCAUCCUCCAACCUCCUCUUCUCCCAAUACACCUUCUACCUCUCGCGCGAGAUUUCCGCCCGCACAUGGGAGUUCGUCCUUCGCUCGCUCGGCGCGCGCGUCAUUUCCGCUACGCAGAUGCCGGACCCGUCUGGCUCCGAUGCGGACGCGAACGCUAUCACCCACGUGGUGAUUGACCGGCCGAUGACCGAGGAGCGCAAGCGCGCGAUGGAGAAUGGGCGCAAGUGGGUCUGGAUACAGCCCCAGUGGGUCGCGGACUGCGUGAACAGGGGCAAGGUGUUGGCGCAUGAUGACUAUGCGCCGGGGAAGUUGCUCCCGCCGCAUCUGAGCCCAUGGGAGGGUGAUGGUGAGAUGCAGCGGCCGUGGUUGGACCAGACGACGUUGGCGGAUGGGCCAGCGGCGGGCGAGCGGCCAGAGGUGGAGGAGGAGGAGGAAGAGGAGGACGAAGAGGCGGAUGUGGAUGUAGAGGAGGAGGACAGCGACGACGACGAGGAGUCAACCUCCACCCCCACUUUCCCUCCCGCCCUACUCGCCUCGGCUCAAAAUCCGACCGAUAAAACCCUUCUCCACGCCGCGGAACUCGAGGCUGAAUCCGCCGGAACCUCCUCAUCGGCCUUCCAGGCGCAACUCCAAUCAGCUAUCAAAUCACUCGGGACCGCGCCUGCUCGGAAGGCCGCCGGGUCUGGACCGAGUGGUAAGGGGAAAGCGGGAGAGGAGGAUCUGCGCAAGAUUAUGAUGACCAACAAAAAGGCAAAGCUGUACAAUAAGAUGAAGUAUGGGAAUGCCGAGAGGCAGGCCGAGAAAGAUACACUCGAGACGAAGCGGUUGGCGAUUGAGAAGAGGAAGCGGAAGGAGGCGAGAGCGGCGGGGAAGGCAUGA
Molecule: messenger RNA, 1974 nt
Organism: Dioszegia hungarica
Lineage: Eukaryota; Fungi; Basidiomycota; Tremellomycetes; Tremellales; Bulleribasidiaceae
Product: ribosomal large subunit biogenesis-related protein
Exons: 5
Coding region: 1-1974 (657 amino acids)
Biological process (GO): maturation of LSU-rRNA from tricistronic rRNA transcript (SSU-rRNA, 5.8S rRNA, LSU-rRNA); ribosome biogenesis
Cellular component (GO): PeBoW complex; nucleolus
Molecular function (GO): RNA binding
Source: RefSeq, a predicted model, not a curated record